AUGUUGCGUUGGCUGGGAGCAUGCAUUGCUCUAACGUUCUCGUUUGCCCUUGCUCAAAAUCCAUACCUCGGUGUCAAUGAUUCUAAUUACCAUCGACUGCCAAAUUAUUCCCCUGCCAGACCACCAGCUGUUCCUUUGGCUGUCCGCUCCCCAUAUACAAGCGCUUGGCAGUCGACUGCAGCAAACAGCACACUCAAUUCGGAAGGGGUUGAAUUUUGGACAGGGGGCGCCCUUGGGUGGGAGGGAAUUGUCACUGUUGAUGGUAUCUCAUAUGAAUAUCUCGGGGUUGCUACUCAAACCUUGCCUGCAAUACCAAUGCUCAAACCAGCUGUUCCGCGAGAUGUUUCUUACGACUCUCAAUUCUCCAAUUAUACCUUUGAAGCUGGUCCGGUCUUGAUCACUGCUAGCUUUUUCUCGCCUGUCAUUCCCAAAGAUGUGUGCCGAACAAGUAUUCCGCUGAGCUACCUGGCCGCUUCAGUCGAGUCGUUGGAUGGUGCAAGUCACGAUGUGCAGUUCUACAGCGACGUCAAUGGCAAUUGGGUGGCACCUGAAGGCAACAAGACCCUAAAUUGGGAUCUGUACCGAAAUACUAUGCCCAUCAACGGAAGUGGAAAUGCCACUGACUCAUCGAGCGUCAUCUAUACGUGGCUCUUCAACUUGUCGUCGCAAUAUGAAUUUGCUGAAGAAAGCCAAUUACCCUUGUGGGGCAAUUUCACCUAUACUACGAGCCCUGGCCAGGCAAGCAACUUCAGCUUCCAAAGCGGGUAUUCUGCGACUUUGAGGUUCAACUACAUCAUGCAGCAUUAUCUUGCCGACGUGGUUGACAGCAAGUAUCGAGGCGCCCAAGAAAUGGAACCUGUAUUUGCCUUUGCCCAUGACUUCGGUUCUACCAAUUCUGCUUCGGUCCGCUACACUCUGGGCUCUUCAGAGACCCCGAUCAUGCGGUAUAUUACUUCGGUUGGAGUGGUCCCUCUGCAACCAUGGUGGACGCGAUGCUACGGCGAUCUUUUCUCCAUGAUUCAGUACCACUACAACGAUUAUGACAACGCAGCUGCGCUGGGUAAUGCAUUCGAAGCCAAGUUGAAGUCAGACAUCGACGCAUACUAUGCCCCUGUAUACGCAAACACGAUGGUCUAUAGCAACAGCAGUCCUUCAGCACCACCAGUGUAUCCCGACGAAGAUAUAGGAAUAGACCAGUAUGGACAACAAUACUACUUCGACCCGAGCUCAGGAUACGGCUUCCUCGACCCAAACAAUCUCACAGGCAUAGCCGUUCCAGGAGUUUCCGAGCCAGAAGCAUACUACUCCAUCGUCGCUCUUGCCGCGCGCCAGAUCAUGGGGGCAUAUGUCCUGACCAUCCCACCCGACCUGUCCGACAAUACCAACAAACCCGACGAACCGCUCAUGUUUCAAAAGGAAAUAUCCUCUGACGGCAACGUCAACACUGUCGAUGUCAUGUAUCCGGCCAUGCCGUUCUUCCUGUACGCCAAUCCGGACCUGCUCCGGUACAACCUCAACCCGCUUUUCUACAACCAAGAAAACAAUUUCUACCCGAACCAAUACUCCAUGCACGACUUAGGGUCCAACUUCCCCAACGCGACCGGCCACGUCGAGGGCAACGACGAGUACAUGCCUGUCGAAGAGUCCGGCAACAUGAUAAUCAUGACCUACGCAUACUACCAUUUCACCGGCGAUGUAGCGUAUUUGUCUCAACAUUACCCCAUCCUACAACAAUGGUCCGAGUACUUGAUUCAAUACUCGCUGCUUCCUGGCCAGCAAUUGUCCACAGACGACUUCGCCGGGCAACUCGCGAACCAGACGAACCUCGCGAUCAAGGGUAUCGUCGGACUCAGUUGCAUGGCCAACGUUGCGGACGCAGUCGGCCAAGCGCCCAAUGCGAGCAAUUACUCGACAAUCGCGACAGAAUAUUUCAACAACUGGACCACGCUCGCAAUCGACCCUUCCGGGCGGCACACCAUGCUCGGAUACCAAUGGCGCUCGUCCUGGGGGUUGUUGUAUAAUAUUUUUCCUGCGCGCUUGCUCUCGCUCCCGAUCAUACCGGAGUUCAUAUAUACCAUGCAAUGCGCCUGGUAUCCGACCGUGAGCCAGAUCUUUGGUGUGCCCUUGGACAACCGCCACGCGCUGACGAAGAGUGAUUGGGAACUUUGGACGGCCGCGACGUGCGGCUCCAGUACGAGGAGAUUGUUCGUGAAUGCACUGGCGUACUGGCUCAACCAGACGAGUACGGCCUUUCCGUUCACCGAUUUGUAUCUGACGACGGAUGAUGGUGGGUAUCCGAACAGUGAUACGAGUAUGAAUCCGAUUGAGUUCAUCGCCCGGCCCGUGCAAGGUGGGUUGUUCAGUUUGCUAGCGAUGUAUGCUGCUGGUGGCAGUGCGGUCAGUUUUCCGGGUGAGAACGGAAAUGGAACGACCGUUGGAGGUGGCGGGGGCGGCGGUGGUGGGACGACGACGACGACGACGAAGAACGCAACAACGACGGCGGUGACGGCCAGUACGAGUACGAGUAGCAGUAGCUACGAGUAUAGUCUGCCGAUGAACUCGAGUUGGACGAGCAGUCCCGUGACGACGUAUGCUUUUCCCACCGUGGCGAGUACUAGUACCGGGAAUGCGAAUACCAUGUCGCUGUCGCUGUCGGCCCCGAGUGUGAGUGUGGUGAGUGUGACGGAGAGUCUGCUGUCAACGUUCUACGUGAGUCCCAACUAUUUGACUUACACCAUGACCGGGCCGCCGACCUUUUCAACGAGCGCUUCGACCACAACGACAACGGGCUUUACUAGUAGUACGAGCUACGGGAAUUAAUACGCUUUCUACUCUGUGACGACCUUUCGGAAUAUAUGUGUACUUCCGGCAACACUUAACAGCAUUGGCGUAUCUGUCCGAUUUGCCCCAAUGAGGCGCUCCUGAAUUUAGUCAAUACACGUGAAUAGCCUUGCUAG
Molecule: messenger RNA, 2957 nt
Organism: Exophiala xenobiotica
Lineage: Eukaryota; Fungi; Ascomycota; Eurotiomycetes; Chaetothyriales; Herpotrichiellaceae
Exons: 1
Coding region: 1-2820 (939 amino acids)
Biological process (GO): carbohydrate metabolic process
Source: RefSeq, a predicted model, not a curated record